UGGUACGUCGGAUGUUGAACCGGAAAUAUAUACAACGUACAUUCGCUUCGUUGACGUCGGCAUUUUGAAGUUAACUGCCAGUUCCGAUUAUUCCAUUAUUUUACAAAAUAAUUUUAGAUUACAAUGAGAUUCAGGUUGGGUUUUCGUAACAUGUAACGUUUUGUUGAUUUCGUAGUAGGCCUAAUCUGUCGAGUAGUCACCAUUUUUCUUGCGAACAGGUGUAUGACAUUGGUCAUACUAAUUGUGUAAAUAUUAAAACGAACAGUAUUUGUAAUCAAAAUGACUGAUCAGCAAAUGGACUGUGCAUUAGAUUUAAUGAGACGGUUGCCUCCACAACAGAUAGAGAAGAAUUUGAGUGACCUAAUUGACCUGGUACCAAGUCUCUGUGAGGAUCUUCUGUCAUCAGUUGAUCAGCCUCUAAAGAUUGCUAGAGACAGAGAUAUGGGCAAGGACUACUUAUUAUGUGACUAUAAUAGGGAUGGAGAUUCUUACAGGUCUCCGUGGAGUAACACCUAUGAUCCCCCAUUAGAGGAUGGUUCAAUGCCUUCAGAACGCUUGAGGAAAUUGGAAAUUGAUGCAAAUCAUGCCUUUGAUCAGUAUAGAGAAAUGUACUUUGAAGGAGGAGUGUCCUCAGUAUAUCUGUGGGAUUUGGACCAUGGCUUUGCAGGUGUUAUUUUAAUUAAGAAAGCAGGUGAUGGCUCAAAGAAAAUUAAAGGAUGUUGGGAUUCUAUUCACGUAGUUGAAGUUCAAGAGAAGACUAGUGGACGCAGUGCUCAUUAUAAGCUUACAUCUACAGCCAUGUUAUGGCUACAGACAAACAAACCUGGUUCUGGAACCAUGAAUCUUGGGGGUAGUCUAACAAGACAAGUUGAGAAUGAUGCCAGUGUGAGUGAGGCAUCGCCACACAUUGCCAACAUCGGACGGAUGGUAGAAGAAAUGGAAAACAAGAUUCGCAAUACGCUCAAUGAGAUUUAUUUUGGAAAAACCAAGGACAUUGUGAAUGGGCUGCGUAGUGUUCAGCCUUUGGCAAAUCAGCAGCAGCAGGAUGCAUUGCGACAGGAUCUUGCACUAGCACUCUUGAGGAGGCAAGCUAAGGGAGAAACCAAUUGAAAUAAUGUGGCGAAGUGGCCAGCAAGCCAAUAAACUGAAUAAAUCUGCUCGGCGUGUAUGACGUGAAGUUAACUUUUCUUUCGAGCAUACUAGUGCUGGCAACUGUAAAUAACUAAAAUGCCCACAUUAUUAUGGAUAUGAAAUUCUGAUUAAUGGAAUUGGGUAUCUAGUAGUACAGAUUGCUUAUUCAAAUUUGACAGAGGUUUCAGAAUUGUAAGAUAAAACCUUAAACUACCUCUCCAAGGAAUCUAACUUAACAUAACUAUUGACAUGCAGAAUGUUAAAGCUUCCAGGCUGUUGUUACAUGCUUAAAACUCUGGGCAUAUUAGUUAGAAUUUGCUAGCACAAGUGUUUGAGUAUAAAUCACUUCUCCUUGUUCAGAACUGGCAUGUCUUCAGUGCAUAUUGUUAAUGGUGCAUUUGUUGAAAGUGUCUUAUUUUCUAUCCAGCUUAAAAAAGAAAUAUGUGUACAUACAUUGUGUUGUCAGAUGUUGCUGAGAGGGCCCUAAAUAAUGACAUCCAUACUGGUUUAGUAGUGGCAUAUAUGUCUGUCUUCCGCACUCAUAUUCCUGGGAAGCCAUUGCUGAUUCCCAGUGCAUUCAGCUAAGUCGUGUACUGAUGUUGAACGUCGUUAAAUUACCAUCUUGUUUGGUGCUGUCAUUUUUAAGCUCAUUUUCUUAAGUACAAGGUGUGGCAAUA
Molecule: messenger RNA, 1808 nt
Organism: Cryptotermes secundus
Lineage: Eukaryota; Metazoa; Arthropoda; Insecta; Blattodea; Kalotermitidae
Gene: cpb
Product: F-actin-capping protein subunit beta
Exons: 5
Coding region: 280-1110 (276 amino acids)
Biological process (GO): barbed-end actin filament capping; negative regulation of filopodium assembly; regulation of lamellipodium assembly
Cellular component (GO): F-actin capping protein complex; cytoplasm
Molecular function (GO): actin filament binding
Source: RefSeq, a predicted model, not a curated record